Messenger RNA from Glycine soja, 1862 nucleotides. RefSeq lists its product as uncharacterized. The record is from RefSeq and is a predicted model, not a curated record. NCBI's taxonomy places the organism in Eukaryota, Viridiplantae, Streptophyta, Magnoliopsida, Fabales, Fabaceae. The transcript is spliced from 2 exons. The coding region runs from base 192 to 1376 and encodes 394 amino acids.
ACCCUAAAACCCUAACUAGCAUAAGUGAGAAGAGAUAGAGACAGUGACACCGCUUUGUCCCUAACAAGCAACGCAGUGGCUGAGGGGCGGACGGAGUCGCCGCACCAGUCCGUAUCAACUGCACGCGUUUCCACCAUUCAAAUUGCAAUUGUGAGUAUAGAAGAAGCGGAAUCUUUCUUGUAAUUCCAAUCAUGACUUUACUAGAAGUAAUUAAGGAUGCUUCAGUCAAUUCAAAACCACUUGAUUCACCUAUUGACUACCCAAUUGUUCUGAACCCAGAUGGUAUCUUGCCUAAUUUAAAGCCUGAAGUUGAAGAUGAAUCUUCCUCAUCCCUCAUAAAACCCCUUAUUGGGUGGCAACUUUCACAAACUGAUGCUGAGAUUAUUGACAUUAGCAAAAAGUUCUUUAUACAACUGAAGGCUAAGCUCAAGAACAAUAAUGACUUGAAUAAGGGUGAGUUUAUUGGUAGUUUGAAUUCCUAUCUAGAAAACAUCAGGGACAAAUUAGGGGUUGUAAUUGAGUUUGAUCCAUCCUGUAGUGGUUAUAACAGGGCUUUGAUUGAUAAGCUUGGAGUUUUCAUGGGUAAAGAUGUUGCUGGCCUGGUUUUGGAUGGGAGUGUUUCUUUGGAGAUUUGGGAAGUGGUCAAGGCUUUGAUUGUUAAUGGUAUUACUGAGCAUUCUUGUUAUUCAAACCUGAUUACAAAGUUAGUGGAAAAAAAGAGGUCUGAUUUGCUCUGUUUAUGCAUUACGCAUGGUUUCGAUCUUGGUUCAUCAGAAAUACUUACCAUUUUGAGGUACUUUCUUUCUCCGUCCAAAGAUGCUUAUAACAGUAUGGUAACUGUGAAGAAGGAUUGGGAGUGCCAAGUGCUGUUGGCCAUUGAGAAAGCAAAUGAUAGCAAUCUGAAGAAGUACUUGCUUACGGCGAAGGAGGCUUCUAUUUUGCUUAUGAUGGCAUAUGAUGGUUUCUCUGCGUCUGAGAUUUGUUUGCAUUAUCUGUUUGCAUCAUCCAACAUCAAUGAUGUGGUGUUAUCCCCUUCAUUCAGUAAGUUGAAUGGCAAAGAGUUAAUAAAUUUGAUUCGUUAUUUAGCCAAGUGGUUGAAGAAAUAUGAGAGGUUUCCUCAAGCAGGACCGUGUCCAAAAGCCUCAUCAGUUUCAGAGGCUUGUGAAUGGGUUCCUAAACUCGAAGAUGUUAUAAAAUGUCUUGGCUUAGUGCUUGAUGAGAAAUUUUCUUCAUUGGUGUUACAUCCACAGUUUCAUGAGGAGCUGAGAUCAAUUGAAGAAGUGGUUAGUUGUUUAACCGAUGAAGCCAAAUUUUGCCACUUGAUGACUGAUGUAGUGGACAAACUAAAGAUCGAAGUGAAAAGUGAAAAUGAUUAAAUCCCUUCCGAAGAUUAUGUUCUGCAUUUUUUCUAAUGAUGUGCUAUUGUAUGAACAAUGAUCAGUGAACACACAUCUCUCUCCGUAUCCUCUUUUCACACAAUACCUGGAUGGACAGAGAGACCAUAACUCCAGGAUAUGUGUAUUUUGUUAAGGAUCGGGACUACAGUUUCAUUCAGAGAUUCAUGCCUUCACAGAAUAUUUUUUUGAUAUCCAGGAAAAAAAAAAUUGUAUUAGGAUUCUAUGCAGUAUAACCUUUUUUUUUUGGGUCACAACAUUGGUCUUAGUAUGCCUUGCUUAAUUUAUGUUGUGCAAAACGAUUUUCUUGUGAUCCAUAAUAUUUUUUGGUGCCACGUUAUCCAAUUUGCUUUCAUGACCUGUGAGAGUAGUUUUACUGUAUGUUGCCUCUGCACAAGGCAACGCAGGGAAGGUAAACUGAAGAUAGAGCUUGCAAAUUGUGAAAUCAACAGGGAUCCGUUCAGAUGA